GCCGCCUCGCCGCCGCCACCGCGCCGCGUCGCCGCCGCCACCGCGCCGCCUCGCCGCCGCCACCGCGCCGCGUCGCCGCCGCCACCGCGCCGCGUUGCCGCCGCCUCGCCGAUGGCCUUGCCCUAUGCUUCCAGUGUUGCAUAGUUUCAUUGCCUAACAACUCACAUACCGUUUGAAGUUAGUUUGACCUUUGGAAUGGCUGAUAGCAACUUUGUGCCACGAGCUACCUCGCAUGUCAUUCUUGACUUGGAUGGUACACUUCUGAAUACAGAUGCCAUCACAAAUGAAGUAUUGAAAGUUUUCAUCAUGCGUUACGGCAAGAAGUGGGACAGCAGAAAGGCUCACAGAAUAGUAGGAAGAACACCUGCUGAGGCUGCAGCUAUAAUUGUGGAAGAUUAUGAGCUAUCUUGCACGCUGGAAGAGUUCAUAUCUCAAAUUACUCCAAUGUUUUUUGACCAAUGGUGCAAUAUUAAACCACUUCCAGGUUCUAAUAGGUUAAUUAAACAUCUAACGAGUCAUGGAAUUCCAAUGGCUUUGGCAUCAAAUUCUCCAAAAUCCAACAUAGAAGAAAAAAUUUCUUUUCAUGAAGGCUGGAAGGAAGCAUUUUCUGUUAUUGUUGGUGGCGAUGAAGUAAAUAUGGGAAAACCAUCUCCUGAAAUAUUUGUUGAAGCUGCUAAGAGGUUGAAUGUUGAUCCAUCCACUUGCCUAGUUGUUGAAGACUCAUUGUGAGUGUUGCAAUUUUUCUAUCCU
Zingiber officinale is the source of this 750-nucleotide messenger RNA. Its product is annotated as bifunctional riboflavin kinase/FMN phosphatase-like. Gene Ontology annotation, biological process: glycerol biosynthetic process. Lineage: Eukaryota; Viridiplantae; Streptophyta; Magnoliopsida; Zingiberales; Zingiberaceae. The coding region runs from base 196 to 729 and encodes 177 amino acids. The record is from RefSeq and is a predicted model, not a curated record. The transcript is spliced from 6 exons. Gene Ontology annotation, molecular function: sn-glycerol 3-phosphatase activity.